Messenger RNA from Brenthis ino (lesser marbled fritillary), 2481 nucleotides. The record is from the annotation of a GenBank genome assembly. Lineage: Eukaryota; Metazoa; Arthropoda; Insecta; Lepidoptera; Nymphalidae.
AUGGACUACCAAUGCGUGGUUGUUUACACGGUCAUCAACAUCGCACCCCCCAAAUUCUCUCAAGAUAUCCCGAACGGGUGCGUCGACUGGUUCAAAAAUAAAGUUAAAAGGGCGAUAGCAGUAUAUCUCCAAUCUUUGAAGCAUUCGCCAAACAAUGGCAUCAUACAUGGCAACUUGGCAUGCCUCUACUAUAAACAAGGUUUCAUCGAUCUCGCAAUAGAUACUUAUCGCCAAGCUAUAGAACUUCAACCAAAUUUCCCUGAUGCUUAUUGCAACCUUGCCAAUGCACUCAAAGAGAAAGGAUUGGUCAAGGAAGCCGAGGAGUGCUACAACAAAGCCUUGUCUCUAUGCCCAUCUCAUGUAGAUACUCUAAAUAAUCUUGGCAAUGUCAAAAGGGAACAGGGCAAAAUUGAAGAAGCUACUAACUUAUAUAUGAAAGCGUUAGAAGUAUUUCCAAAUUUUGCAGCUACUCACAGUAAUUUGGCAUCGCUUCUACAACAGCAAGGCAAACUUAAAGAAGCCUUAUUUCACUAUAGAGAAGCGAUAAGUAUUCAACCUAAAUUCGCAGACGCCUAUAGCAACAUGGGAAAUACUUUACGGGAAAUGCAGGAUACAAAGGGCGCUUUGAUCUGUUUUAAAAAAGCUAUAGAAAUAAAUCCUCAAUUCGCUGACGGGCAUUGCAACUUGGCUAGUAUUUACAAAGAUAUGGGUAAUGUCACUGAAGCGAUUGUAUCAUAUAAGAAUGCUUUGAAAAUAAAACCCGAUUUUCCAGACGCUUACUGCAAUUUAGUUCACUGCUUACAAAUAAUUUGCGAUUGGGACGACUAUGAAGAACGUAUUCGAAAUAUAAUAAUGAUAUUAGACAAUCAAUUAUUACAUAGUGAUAAAUUAACUUCUGUCCAUCCUCAUCAUUCCAUCUUAUAUCCAUUGUCAAAUAGAGCAAGAAAAGAAAUAGCAGCACGACACGGCAAUUUAUAUUUAGAAAAAGUUCGAAUGCUCACAACAACUGCUUUUAAUCACGCUAAUAAACUAAAAAACGAUCGAUUAAGAAUUGGUUACGUUAGCAGUGAUUUUGGUAAUCAUCCUACAUCUCAUCUUAUGCAAUCAAUACCAGGAUUGCAUAAUCGGAUGAACAUAGAAAUAUUUUGUUAUGCUCUAAAUCCAGACGAUGGAACCACAUUCCGUAGUAAGUUAAUGAAAGAAUCUGAACAUUUUGUUGAUUUGUCACAAAUAACAUGUAACAUUGAAGCUGCUAGAAAGAUAUAUAGUGAUAAUAUAGAUAUUUUAGUUAAUAUGAAUGGAUAUACAAAGGGUGCGAGAAAUGAAAUAUUUGCUUUGAGACCUGCUCCUGUACAGGUCAUGUGGCUUGGUUAUCCAGGGACCAGCGGUUCUGGUUACAUGGAUUAUGUAAUAACUGAUGAGAUCUCAAGUCCUUUAUCGACAUCUUCAGAUUUCAGCGAAAAAUUUGCCUACAUGCCAUACACAUAUUUUAUUGGCGACCAUAGACAAAUGUUUCCACAUUUAAAAGUGCGAUACAAUGUAAAUAUAAAAGACGAACAAACAAAAGGAUCCAGUAUAGGUGUAAUAAACACAUCAGAAAAUUACGAUAUUGACGAAAAUUUCGAAGUAAGGUAUAGAGAAGAUGUUAUAACAUUUAAGAAUUUGGAACCAAUAAAUGUAAUUAUAAGUGAAAUAGACAUUCCUAGACAUAUUAUUGAUUGGACAAGAAAUCCAAAACUGGAAAAGGUAUACGUAAAUAGCACAGCUAUAGAAAACGGCUUAUCUAUUGAGAUGCGUAACAGAAGAGUAGCUUCAGGAGAAGAAAUAUAUAAUAAUAUUAUAUUAACAUCGAGGAAACAAUAUGGACUUCCGGAAGAUGCUAUAGUAUUUUGUAAUUUUAACCAAUUAUACAAAACUGAUCCUCAAACAAUAGAAACUUGGGUUAAUAUUUUGAAAAAGGUCCCAAACAGCGUUUUGUGGCUUUUGAGUUUCCCAGUAGCUGGUGAGCCAAAUCUACGAAAAUAUGUUCAAAAAUUAGGAAUUCCACAAGAACGAGUGAUAUUUUCUAGAAUUUCUUGUAAAGAAGAACACGUACGGAGAGGUCAAUUGGCGGAUGUUUGCUUAGACACGCCUCUGUGUAAUGGACAUACGACUACUAUGGAUAUUUUGUGGACGGGCACACCUGUUGUUACUUUGCCAGGGGAUACUUUAGCAUCCAGAGUGGCAGCUUCACAACUGAAAGCUUUACAGUGCCCUGAGCUUAUAGCUAAAGAUAGAGAACAUUAUGAAGAAAUAGCUGUGACACUAGGAACCAAUAGAAAUUAUCGCAGAUAUAUUCAAGCCAAAGUUUCCAAAGCACGCUAUAUAAUAAGAAAAAUUAAGAUUUAUUCAGAUAGAGCUAUCGUGGACUUAAUCGUUCAUCAUCCAGAAUGGCCAAGAGAAGUAAAUUAUCGUCCAAUAUUAAAAAUGUUAAUGUGUCAA